This is a messenger RNA of Colletotrichum gloeosporioides, 966 nucleotides long. RefSeq lists its product as uncharacterized. The record is from RefSeq and is a predicted model, not a curated record. Lineage: Eukaryota; Fungi; Ascomycota; Sordariomycetes; Glomerellales; Glomerellaceae. The transcript is spliced from 4 exons. Gene Ontology annotation, molecular function: hydrolase activity, acting on carbon-nitrogen (but not peptide) bonds. Bases 1 to 966 code for a protein of 321 amino acids.
AUGGGUCUCAUCCUGAGUUAUAGGUGUUUUGGGGCUGCCGCAGCAAAGGACCGACUUGAUAUUGUUAUCCGGGAUGCCAUAAACUCUGGAGACAUUCCGGGUCCCCGAUACCUGGCCAAUGCAAGAGAAAUUGCAAAACCAGAAGGAGACCUAGUAGCCUCCAUUACGAGAUUCGCCGAUGGCCCCGAGGAGAUGCGAGAGGUUGUUCGCUCAAAUAUUGAGCGCAUUAGGGUUGAUAACGUCAAAAUGAGCAUGUCAGGCGAGGAGAUCACAGGCAACCGCGCGGCAGAAGAUUGCUACUUUACCGCUGUAGAAACGGCUGCGUGCGUCGAGGAAGCUCAUAACCAUGGCAAGAGAGUAUGCGCACAUGCCCGAGCUCGCGACUCAGUGAAGAUGUGCGUCAGUCAUGGGGUGGAUGUCAUAUUCCAUGCAUCCUAUGUCGACGACGAAGGCAUGGAAAUGCUGGAGAAAAAUAGGCAUAGGAGCAUUGUUGCACCGGCGAUCAACUGGCUCGUGGCAACUGCGUAUGAAGCCGAAGCGUUUGGGUAUACUCACGAGGCUGCCGAGAAGGCAGGAUAUGUGAGAGAGCUUGACACUGCAGUUGCUGGCCUUCGAGAGAUGCAUCGACGCGGUAUCCUCAUAUUGCCUGGAGGAGACUAUGGCUUCGCGUGGACACCACAUGGCACAUAUGCUCGAGAUCUGGAGCACUUCGUCAAUUUGCUCGGAUUUACGCCGCAUGAAAGCAUCAUCGCUGCGACCGCCGGCGUAGCUGCACUCUUCAUGAGGAGUCAUGAGUUGGGCAGAAUCCAGCCCGGAUAUCUUGCAGAUUGCAUUCUUGUAGAUGGUGAUCCGCUCAAGGACAUUAGUAUUUUGCAGGAACUCAGCCGGCUCAACGUCAUUGUAGUCAAUGGGAAGAUCCACAAGGCUGUACCAUUCGAGUAUUACCGAGAUAUGCGGCGGACGUAG